CUCUAUCUCUCACUCUCUCACUCUCUCUCUCUCUAUAUAUAUAUAAAUUCUAUAUCACUUGCUUUCUGAUUUUUCGCCGCUAUAACUUUUGUUUUUUCUUCUUCUUCUACUACUUUUAAUGUACAUCUUCUUUCUCCCAUUUUUCUCUCGAUUAUAUAGCUUCUACAAUCCACUACUCGUCAAUUGAUUGAUAGAAAGAGAGAGAGAGGAAGCAUUAAUUGUCUUCAUCAACCCUACAAAGUGUUCAAACGUGUCUUUUCGUAGUUCCCAAGUAACUAUAUAUAUAUUUACAUAGUAGUAGUGGUAGUAUAUAUUAACUGAAUUAAUUAGCUAAGUAGAGUUAGGUAGAAGUGAGGAUGAAAGACACAAGCAGUAGUGGGGGUGGGGGAGGAGGUAGAAAACAAGGCGCUCCUUCUCCCUGUGCGGCCUGCAAACUCCUCCGGCGAAGGUGCGCCCAGGAUUGUGUGUUUGCACCUUAUUUUCCUGCUGAUGAGCCUCAAAAGUUUGCCAAUGUGCACAAGGUUUUUGGUGCUAGUAAUGUCAACAAGAUGUUACAGGAGUUACCGGUCCACCAUCGAGGGGAUGCUGUGAGUAGCAUGGUCUACGAAGCAAACGCUAGGGUGCGUGACCCAGUCUACGGCUGCGUUGGGGCCAUCUCUUCUCUCCAACAACAAAUCGACGUGCUUCAGGCCCAAUUAGCAUUGGCUCAGGCUGAAGUGGUGCACUUGCGAGUCCGGCAAAAUGCUUCGUUGUCCAGUCAUGGGCUAAGCCCAGCUAGCCCAAGCAACAGUGACUCACCUUCGUCCAAGCUCAUGGGCUCUCAGCCCAAGCCCAUUUUUGAAAUGGACAUGAGCGUAGACCAAGGCAGCUUUGGAGAGACAAUGUGGUGCUAGGGUAGACAAUAUGCGGAUUAUCACUACUGCUAAAAAUAUAUAAUUUAUAUAUAUAGUAAUUAAAUAUUGUCUACCGUAGGUAAAAUUUUACAUCUUAAACCUUAUUAUAUAUACAUUCGGGGUAGAAGCAAUACGUGAGGCGGUGAUGGCACCGCACAGCUGCGGCGUAGAAGCGGUGGUGGAGGCCAUUCGCCCGCUUUUGUUUGAAAUUGUGUCAUUGAUGAACUGGGGUUAGUGUAAAUACAAUUUACUUUCUUGAAAGAGCAAGUAAUCUCAAACUGUCUAGCCCUAUUGAUUAGAUUACAUGGGUCUAGUAAGUUGAGAUCACCAUCUACUGCAUGGAGUUUCGUUUAAUCCAAGUAAUAUAAUUAUUUUUAUUUUGGAAGUUUUUUUUUUUUUUUACUUUAAAUUAUAUUUGGAGUUGAUUACACUAUACUAUUAGUGAUACAUAUACUAUAAAAUGAGAUUCUUUUUC
This is a messenger RNA of Humulus lupulus (European hop), 1368 nucleotides long. RefSeq names its product LOB domain-containing protein 4. The record is from RefSeq and is a predicted model, not a curated record. The transcript has 2 exons. Bases 357 to 893 code for a protein of 178 amino acids. NCBI's taxonomy places the organism in Eukaryota, Viridiplantae, Streptophyta, Magnoliopsida, Rosales, Cannabaceae.